Molecule: messenger RNA, 1546 nt
Organism: Capsicum annuum
Lineage: Eukaryota; Viridiplantae; Streptophyta; Magnoliopsida; Solanales; Solanaceae
Exons: 2
Coding region: 108-929 (273 amino acids)
Source: RefSeq, a predicted model, not a curated record
GAUCGUAUGGUAGGUCAAAGGGAGAAGUGAUCUGCCCGGACACACGUCAAGAGGAAGGCCGUAGCUCAUGUGAGCUACGAGGUAAAAAUACUAUUCCCUACACUCCUAUGAACGUAGAAUGUUGUGUUGUGGCUAGUAGUGGCCAAGUGGAUGUAGUUGCGGAUUUACCUAGAGUAGAGGUGUUUGAGUCUCCCUAUGGUGAUGUUAGGUUACGUGAGGACCAAACUCUUGUUGUAAGUACGCAAGCACUAGUUGAUCCUUUAGAUGACGAAAUUGAUUCUUCUUGUAAGAAUGAUUUAUGUCCAUCUAGUGCUAGCCCUUAUAACUUGAACAAGGUUCUAUUACCAAUUGACAAGAGUACUCACCCGCUAGUUGACCCUUGUGCGAACCAAGGUGAGUCUACGUUGGUAUGUGAGUUGCCAACAACUAGUGAGGAUGUGAAUGAAGAUCAACUUACUCAUGAAUGUAUUCCACUACUUGAGCAUAUGUGUGGCGUGCUUAAAAAAUCUCAAGUUAGUGAUGGUGUUUAUAGAGUUGAUCUUGAUGGUGUACGUGACUCUUUGAACAUCUUGUGUGGUAAAAGCCUUGCUAGUAGUUUUGUUCAUAGAGAUCCUGUGUAUGGAAAUGUUGUAAAUGAUGGCAUAUAUCUUUUUGAGGUAGGACUUCUAGGUCGUGUCUCUCUAUUCUUGAAUGUUAGUCUUCUCUUAAAGGUAAAUGUCAUCCGUGAUUGUGGGGGUGACAUUCUAGGGGAAAGAAGGGCUAACCUCGGCUUAGACCCUUGGCUACUUCUUCCAUUUGACCCCGGCACCCUUCCAGAAUAUGGGAAUUUCUACACUUUCUACUUGAUGCUUGGUCAAGACGACAAGCAAUGUUUGAUUGUGGGUGCUAAUGAAGGAAGGAAAGGUUCUUCCUUGUCUCUUUUUUGUUGAUGAUGACCUCUUCCUUUGUGCCAUUUAUACUACCGUUUUCAUGUUCAACACAAAGGACUCGUGGGUAUACUCCAAGUUUGUCCCACCUUGGCAUGGCAUGUGAUGUGUGUAUUUUGCUAAUCCUAACCCCUCAUGUCAUGAGAAUGUGUACUUGUUUGUUUUCUCUUGAUUUGCAAGGUAUGGAUUCGAGGUCGAAUCCUUUUCAAGAAGGGGAGGAUGAUACGAGUACGACCACGAUGAUGGACGAGAACGAGUGCAUGUUGAAUCCGUCCAAGGAAGUGCACAAGUGAAGUGUAAAAGAGGGCUUAAAUGCACUAAAAAUAGCCCUUAAGUUACACUUGAUGGGCAUCUCACCCUUGAGGGGUAUUGUGGUUAUUUUGUAUUCUAUUUUGUAAUACACUAUAUAUAGAACCUCUUAGGGUUUUUAGUCUUAGUUUUUGUUGAAUAUUGAAAGUUGUAACAUUUGAAACACUCUCUCUUGUGAGAAUGGCUCCCAUGGCCGAAACUUGUAACUAGGGCUUUCAACUUGAGUGUGGAAUCACUCGUGUUGGAUUCAAGCUUGGAAACGUUGAAUGCUUGGGGGAUCGAGGUCACUCUUGUGCCAACAUAAGAGUUAG